This is a messenger RNA of Antechinus flavipes (yellow-footed antechinus), 3527 nucleotides long. RefSeq names its product G protein-coupled receptor 4 (gene GPR4). Gene Ontology annotation, molecular function: G protein-coupled receptor activity. The record is from RefSeq and is a predicted model, not a curated record. Bases 2341 to 3432 code for a protein of 363 amino acids. Gene Ontology annotation, cellular component: membrane. Gene Ontology annotation, biological process: G protein-coupled receptor signaling pathway. NCBI's taxonomy places the organism in Eukaryota, Metazoa, Chordata, Mammalia, Dasyuromorphia, Dasyuridae. The transcript has 3 exons.
AUCAGAGAAGAAAUGAAAGGGUGGCUGAGGAACAGAGAGAGGGAAGAGACUGAGAGGCAGGGUGGAGGGAGACCAAGGAGGAAGGAGAGGGGGAGCGAUUGGGACAAAUGGGAAAGAGUAGGGAGACUGGUGGACGUAGACAGGGGAAACUGAGGGACAGAGAGUUGGAGAGGAGGGGGAUUGAGGAUUGGAGGAAAAGGGAAGGGAGGAGAGAGAGAGGGAAGACUGCUAAAGGGGGGGCAUUGAAGGGAUGAUAAAAAGCAGACUAAAAGAUAGAGAAAGGGGCACUGAAGAGCAGAAGUGGGAUUCUCCAGGGGGAAAGAUCCCGAGGAACCAAAAAUGGGAGAGAUUCAGAGAGGGGACAUGUGGAAAGGAAAGGAUGGAAAGGACUGAGGCGCAGAGCCACGUCAAAGAAUACACAGAGGGAGGAGACGCUGAAGGUCAAGGCUGGGAGAAACUGAGGGACUGAGGGGAAAUAGGGAUAGAAAGAGGGAGUUGGGGGAAAGACAGACCCCGAAGAACAGGAGGGAGAGGAAAGCGGAGGGACAGGGAGGGGGUGAAAAUAAGGGAUAGAAAGGCAGGCUGAGGACAGAGAAGGAAGACAGAUGGGAAGAAAAGGGAUAUUGAGGGAGAGUGUGGAAAGCAGAGAGCCAGACUGAAGAACAUAGAGAGAGAAAUGGAUGGAUGCAGAAAGAAGGGACACAGAGAAGUGGGUGGGAAAGACUAAGGGCCUGAAAGGAGGAAAUUCAAGGAAGAGGAGUGGGGGAUAUUUUAAAUAUCAAAAGGGCAAACUGAGGGGCUGAAAGACUAAAGCCAAGGGGAGGAGGGAGGAGGCGCCUGGGUAGAGUCAUGUUCUUGGCUCCCAGUGGCAAAGAGAGGAUGAAUGUUAGGGCCUGGGAAUUAUCCGGGGCCUGACAGGGGGCCAGGGUUGCCGAGCGGACUUGACCUUUCUCUCGGUGGAUCAAGAGCCCGUUCUGGAGCUUUGAUGCCAGGGGAAUAUAAGCGAGCCAGAAGGGCAGGCUGAGUCCCCAGGAGCACACACGCAAGACGCCCUCCAUACAUAAGCACGUGUGCCUUACACAUGUGCACACUCAUGGAGCUGAAGUCCCACUAAUUUCAGGUGGAGGGAGCUACUUCUCCUUGGUGACUCCAGACGGACAGCUCCAUCCUUUUCCAGAAUCUGAUGAUGAGUUAGGAGGAAUUUCAGACUCUCAAGCCAGCUUGUUGGGGGGCAUAAUUCAGCCAAAUCUCCAACCAGAACCGCCCCAGAAGCUCUCCGAGGCACCUGACUCCCUAAGCUGAAACUGCCCCUCUCAGCUCCUUGUCUUGCUACCGCACUGGCUCCCACUUCUCAAUUUCACAUUUUCUGUAUCUCUCUCCCUACCUUUGCAACUUGCCUGAUCUUCAGAGAGGAAGGCUAAAGGACUUAGUGCUCCCCACCCCCUCCCUACAGUCUACCCCGCUGAGGGACUCAGUGCUCCCCAACUCCCUCCCUAUAGUCCAUCCCGCUGAGGGACACAGUGCUCCCCACCCCCUCCCUACAGUCUACCCCGCUGAGGGACUCAGUGCUCCCCAUCUCCCUCCCUACAGCCCAUUUCACUGAGGGACACAGUGCUCCCCACCCCCUCCCUAUAGCCCACCCCACUGAGGGACACAGUGCUCCCCACUCUCUCCCUAUAGCCCACCCCACUGAGGGAAACAGUGCUCCCCAUCUCCCUCCCUACAGCCCACCCCGCUGAGGGACUCAGUGCUCCUCACCCCCUCCCUACAGCCCAUCCCACUGAGGGACACAGUGCUCCCCAUCUUCCUCCCUACAGCCCACCCCGCUGAGGGACUCAGUGCUCCUCACCCCCUCCCUACAGCCCAUCCCACUGAGGGACACAGUGCUCCCCAUCUUCCUCCCUACAGCCCACCCCGCUGAGGGACUCAGUGCUCCUCACCCCCUCCCUACAGCCUCCCCACCUGUCCCUCCCUCCCUCCCUCCCUGCCCUGUGCACUGGAUUUCUUGUUUCCUCCUAUUUUCUCUCGGAUUUUCUAGGCCUCUCCCAAGCGGCCCCUGGCUUUCGGAGAGAAGGGAGGAGGUGGAAGGGGCCGGCGGAGGGACCCACCCUCCCCGCUCUCCCCGGACUUAUUUCUCUCUGCCGCCUCUGAGUUUCUUUUCCGCGGGGCCCCGCCCUCGCCCCCUCCUUUCCCCAGCUUCUCCGGGGCUCCCCGCUGUGCCCCGCAUCAUGCGUCCCUGAGUCCCCCGCGGCGGAUAGGGGGGCCCCAUGGCCUCCCGCCCUCCAGCCCCUGGAGGCCCUACCGCCCGCCCGGGGCCCUCGGUCGCCCCCGCCGGCCGCGAUGGGCAACGCCACGCUGGAGGGCUGCCACGUGGACUCGAGGGUGGACCACCUGUUCCCGCCCUCCCUGUACAUCAUCGUCAUGGGCAUCGGGCUGCCCACCAACUGCCUGGCGCUGUGGGCCGCCUACCGCCAGGUGCGCCAGCACAACGAGCUGGGCGUGUACCUGAUGAACCUGAGCAUCGCUGACCUGCUGUACAUCGCCACGCUGCCGCUGUGGGUGGACUACUUCCUGCACCACGACAACUGGAUCCACGGGCGCGGCUCGUGCAAGCUCUUCGGCUUCGUGUUCUACACCAACAUCUACAUCAGCAUCGCCUUCCUGUGCUGCAUCUCGGUGGACCGCUACCUGGCCGUGGCGCACCCGCUGCGCUUCGCGCGCCUGCGCCGCGUCAAGACGGCCGUGGCCGUGAGCUCGGUGGUGUGGGCCACGGAGCUGGGCGCCAACUCGGCGCCGCUCUUCCACGACGAGCUCUUCCGCGACCGCUACAACCACACGUUCUGCUUCGAGAAGUUCCCCAUGGAGGGCUGGGUGGCCUGGAUGAACCUCUACCGCAUCUUCAUCGGCUUCCUGUGCCCCUGGUCGCUCAUGCUCUUCUCCUACUGGGGCAUCGUGCGCGCCGUGCGCGGCAGCGUGUCCACCGAGCGCCAGGAGAAGGCCAAGAUCAAGCGGCUGGCGCUCAGCCUGCUGGCCAUCGCCCUGGUCUGCUUCGCGCCCUACCACGUGCUGCUGCUCUCGCGCAGCGCCGUCUACCUGGGCCGCCCGUGGGACUGCGGCUUCGAGGAGCGGGUCUUCGCCGCCUACCACAGCUCGCUGGCCUUCACCAGCCUCAACUGCGUGGCCGACCCCAUCCUCUACUGCUUCGUCAACGAGGGCGCGCGCGGCGACGUGGCCAAGGCGCUGCACAGCCUGCUGCGCUUCCUGGCCAGCGACAAGCCCCAGGAGAUGGCCAACGCCUCCCUGACCCUGGACACCCCGCUGGCCGCCAAGAGGCACGCCGUGGGCCGCUGCGGCUGGGGAGGGGCCCUGGUCUCCCACUCGCAGCCGCCGGGGGACGACGUGCAGCUCAAGAUGCUGCCCCCCUCCCAGUGACCACCCCCCGCCGGCCGGCCCCCAACCUCCCCCCCCCCCCCCCCCCCGGUCUCUUUGGCGCAGAUGAGAUGCAAAUGAAUCUUGUGUGAUAUCCA